Vitis vinifera (wine grape) is the source of this 1443-nucleotide messenger RNA. RefSeq lists its product as uncharacterized. Lineage: Eukaryota; Viridiplantae; Streptophyta; Magnoliopsida; Vitales; Vitaceae. The coding region runs from base 284 to 1150 and encodes 288 amino acids. The record is from RefSeq and is a predicted model, not a curated record. The transcript has 3 exons.
AGAACUAUGUGAGUCGUUGCCUUAUUUAGGCAACAACAGUGGUGAAGGCUUUGUCAAAGAUCUGAUUACGGCUCCUUCUGGUUUUGUUGCUGAUGGUGAAUCAAACACAUCUCAAAGGUUGUGUUCGGUGUUGCUGAAUGAAUUUAACUAUUUACCUUGGUCAAGAGCUGUUACAAUUGCUCUUGGUGGAAGAUCCAAGUUAGGAUUCAUCAAUGGAAAGGAGAAGGCUCCUGUUUUUGAUUCACCCGAAUAUGAGAUUUGGUUAUCAAAGGACCAGCUUGUCAUGUCUUGGAUUCUUAAUUCCAUGGAGCGCAAUAUAGCUGAGAUUUUCAGUUAUUCUGAAUCUUCUCUAGAUCUCUGGGAAGCCCUUCGAGACAUGUAUGGAAAUCAGAACAAUUCGGCACGAAUUUUUCAAAUUCAACAAGAAGUUAAUGCUCUUCGACAAGAUGGAAGGCCAUUCGUGAGUUUGCUUGGCAAUUUUAAGAGUCUGUGGAGCGAAUUGGAGGUCUACAGGCCUCAUACUGUUGAUCCAGUUGUUCUAAAGAAAAGAACAGAAGAAGACAGAGUUUUUCAGGUGCUGGCCAGUCUCGGUUCGGAGUUUGAGGAUCUCAGAUGUCAUAUUCUAAUGAGUCCAGAAUUGCCCUCCUUGAAGAGUGUCUGUUCAACUAUUCAACGUGAAGAAGUCCGUAGAAAGGUGAUGAUUCGUGAAACUGUGACUAAUUCCUCAGACACACGAGCCUACAUUGCUCAUAAAAAUUAUGAAGGUAAAUCCAUCAAAGGAAAACGAUUGGAUCUUAAGUGUGAACACUGUAAUGCACCUGGGCAUACAUCAGAUCGUUGUUGGGUUCUCCAUCCAGAACUCAAACCAAAAUUCACAAAGGACAAGAGGGGUGGUGAUCACAAACGUGGUUUCAACCACAAGGCUAAUGUUGCAGCUCAAACAACUGAUUCUUUUUUUUCUAAUCCCAUGGCACUCUUGAAGGAUUUUACAACCUAUCUACAAGAGAAACGCGGUCAGGAAUCUCUCAAUGAGGCUGCUGGUCAGGAUCAAGACAAGCCGACAGCACUGUUGUCUAAAUUUGCUGGAUUUCUUGUUGAUUCCAAUCCAGAAAACAGCCAAGGACCGUAUUACAAAGAAGACGAUUGGUGAGGGUUUUCAGUUACAUGGGCUUUUCUAUUUUUCCUCUGAUGAUCGACUUUGCAAGGGUUUCCAAGCUUCUUUUUCUUCUACAAAUAAACAUUCAUUAUGGCAUCAACGUCUAGGCCAUCCUUCCGAGUCAGUCUUUAACAAAAUUCAUCCUAGUCUUCCAAAGGGAACUGAUGGCUGUGAUAUUUGUCAUUAUUCAAAGUCUACAAGACUUCCUUUCAAUUUAUCUUUGUCUAAAUCAUCUGAGAUGUUUGAGCUUGUUCACUCAGAUGUGUGGGGACUUUUUCUUUGUCUAU